GGGAGCACUAUCCACUCAGAACCUGCUCGGCGCGAUAAUGCCACAGGUGCAAACGUCAGCAUUAAAGGGACGCCUUCGCUCACCCCGGCACUUCUGGUAGCAGCAGCAGUCGCCGCAGGGAAACCAGGCGGAUUAACGCUGAUUAAAAGAAAAUAAUAGACCUCAUCGAUCUAGGGACGGGUCUGUGAAGAGACGGCGUUAGAAGGACCAGCUCAGGACACCUCCAGUCGCAGAGCCAAUGACCGGAGCGAGCGGGAGUCGUUAGCGCAGCGGCGGGCUGAUCGAGACCAAUAACAGGCGCAGUUUAAGAAACUCUACGCGAGUAAGUUUGCAAGAGGAUUGAAGGUGGAACAGGUCUAACAGUCCGGGAGAAAGAGUGUGAUUGCUUCCAGUGCAACAGCCGGAGAGCUGGUCCCAGCGGAUGGAGAAUUGGGAGGGGAGGAGGGGGGGCUGCAAAUAAUGUUUUGCUUCUUUAACAUCGUAUCUGUUUGAAAACAAGGAAUUAUUGUGUCGGGGAGGAGAGGAGGAGUCGUCCUCUCUAGUCACUCAACACUCUCCCUGCGCUGGAGACAAGUUUCAAUUGGAGCUUGGGGUGUUGAACGACAGCUCCAUGUCCAGAACGAUGUCCCAGGCAGAGGUAGACCUGGCCGGCUUUGGGGUCAUGGCUUCGGCGCUGGACUUGGAGCGCUCCUCCCUCCUCAACAAGAUGCACAGCCGCCGGCGGAGGCUGUCGGCCAAGGACGGCAGGAGAACACCGCACCGAGCCCAGAGGAAGAGCUCCAUCGAGAUCGAGCUGGGCGCCGACGGGUUGCUGCUCCGCCGCCCGUCUUGGGCUCACCUCAGUGAGCCUGACGGCGAGCCGCCGCCGCCGCCUCCACCUCCACCUCCUCCUUCUCCUCCUCCUCCUGCCCCGUGUCUCGGAGAGCCGCCAACGGGCGAGGCGAGCCAAGGCGGUCCCAGCGCCCCGCCGGUGGCCAAAGCCGUGGCGGCCAACAGCUCGGACACCGAGGAUGGCAGCCCCCGCACCCCGCACAAGGAAGCGGCUCCCGAGGAGAAUAAGAUGGAACCAGAGGAGAAUGAGGUGGAGAUGAAGGCGGUCGACACGUCUCCUGAUGGCAGGUUCUUGAAAUUCAACAUUGAGCUCGGAAGAGGUUCCUUCAAGACGGUCUACAAGGGCUUGGAUACAGAAACUACCGUGGAGGUGGCAUGGUGUGAGUUGCAGACUCGGAAGUUAUCGAAGGCAGAGAGGCAGAGGUUCAGUGAGGAGGUGGAGAUGCUGAAGGGAUUACAACACCCCAACAUUGUGCGUUUCUAUGAUUCCUUUAAGUCUUCUGUGAAAGGUCACAAAUGUAUUGUGCUGGUGACUGAGCUCAUGACAUCGGGGACACUCAAAACGUACCUAAAGCGUUUCAAAGCAAUGAAAAAUAAGGUUCUGCAGAGGUGGAGCAGACAGAUCCUGAAGGGUCUUCAGUUUCUCCAUACCCGGUCUCCUCCCAUUAUCCACCGGGAUCUGAAAUGCGAUAACAUUUUCAUCACAGGCCCGACAGGCUCAGUGAAGAUUGGUGACCUCGGUCUUGCAACACUGAAAAGUGCCUCGUUUGCAAAAAGUGUAAUAGGUACUCCAGAAUUUAUGGCCCCUGAGAUGUAUGAAGAAAAAUAUGAUGAAGCUGUUGAUGUUUAUGCAUUUGGCAUGUGCUUAUUGGAAAUGGCUACCUCAGAAUACCCAUACUCAGAGUGCCAUAAUGCAGCCCAGAUAUAUCGCAAAGUAACAAGUGGUGUUAAACCAGCCAGUUUUAACAAGGUAAAAGUCCCAGAACUCAAAGAGAUUAUUGAAGGAUGCAUCCGCCAAAACAAAGAUGAGAGGUACACCAUUCAAGACCUUCUCGACCAUUCAUUCUUCCAAGAGGACACUGGGGUCCAUGUGGAACUUGCAGAGGAAGAUGAUGGAGCAAAAUCUGCCCUGAAGCUCUGGCUCCGCAUGGAUGAAUCAAAGAAACUCCAUGGCAAAUACAAAGACAACAAAGCCAUAGAGUUCUUCUUUGAACUAUACAAGGAUGUUUCAGAAGAGGUGGCACAGGAAAUGGUGACCUUGGGUUUCGUUUGUGAGGCUGACUACAAAUUAGUUGCAAAGGCCAUCAGAGACCGCGUGACUGAGGUCAAGAGAAAAACGUGAGCGAAACCAACGCAUGCAGGAGGAACUGAAAAAAAAAGAGCAGGAAAAAAAGAAAAAGAUUUGCGAGCUCUUGGAAGAGCUAAGUUGCCUCAAGACGCAACAGAAAGUGCAGCUGGGGUUACUCAACCACCCCAGUCUCUAGCCACCACACGUCCCAUUGAGACACUGCUGAAUUCUCCCUUUCCACCAGAGCCUGAGGAGCCAGAGGCUGAUCAGCAUCAGACUUUUCGAUAUAGGAACACAAAUUAUUCUUCAGCUACAUCUGAUUGUGAGACUGAUGGUUAUCUGAGUUCUUCUGGAUUCUUGGAUUCCAAUGACAAUUUGCACAUGGCUGGCCGAUUAGCCCCAAAGUCUGGAAUUGGUCUCCAAUUUCCUGCUAACAUUGCUGUGACCAUUCCCUCCAAACAACAUUCAUCUCUUCACAGUGGGCUUCAUUCACCAGGUGACAGUUACGCCUCAGAUGCUGCUUCUGGAAUGAGUGAUGGAUACGAAGGCCUGUCUGCAGGAGAAGGUUCGCAAAACUGCCAGUGAAGCGUUAUAGCGAGUAAACUCAUUCGAAAGCGUGGCAGAUCCAGGCUACGGAUUCUUAAUAUUUCAGACAAAGGAGAUCGAGUUGUAGAAUGUCAGCUGCAGACCCACAACAACAAAAUGGUGACCUUCAAGUUCAACUUAGAAGGUGACUGCCCAGAAGACAUUGCUGCAGUUAUGGUCAAUAGGGAGUUCAUUCUACAAUCAGAGCAGGACAGUUUUGUCAGCAAGCUGCAAGAAAUCAUACACAAGGCAGUGGCCGUGUUGAAGAAGGAUAUUCACAAUACAGAUGCACCUACUAAGCUGCCAAGUACUCUGAGCUCCCGUGAUUCACAAGAAGGAGAAAAGUCAAACCACCCGCCACACCCCUCAUCAUCAUCUUCAACUGGAAUAGGAGAGGGUACCUUGCACAGUCAUGUGGUACAGUCUCCAACAAGGAAGUUUUUGGUCAGCCAUGUUCCUGAAACUUCAUCAAGUGUAUCCUGCCAAGCCAGAGCAACAAGCCAACUAGUUUCAACUGGCCAUACAACAGUAGCAACGUAUAACACAACAGCAGUCUCCAAUCACAACCCUGUCCCAGCCUCUGAAAAUGUACCCUGUGGAACUGACCCUUCUUUGCCUACAACAUCUCUCCCUGCUGCUGCAUGUACUUCAAAUACUCAUCUAAACUCAACACUGAAUCAGCAGGGAAGUGGGCAACAUACCGUCCAAAGAGAAUCUGCAACAAGAGGAGCAGGGAAUGUUGAUAAAGAAAUGCCACCACUUCUGCAGCCACAGACUACAGCCUGGCCACCAACUACCCAGCCCCUGUCUGUUCUGGCUGACAUGCUGUCAUUGAUGUGCAUGAGUCAGCUGGCCCAUUCAAUCAUACCCAGUAAUUCUUCACAAUCACCACUGAUAUCCCCCUGCAGCAACAAUUCUUCCCCAGGCUCCCCUCUGUUCUCACCAGUUAACCUUUCCAGCUCGCCUCACCUUUUAUCUCCAGGACCAAAUGUUGGACAACAGCCAAGUAAUGGAAUCAGAAGUUUAGGCGAGCAACUUGGAUCAUUUUCUGAAUGUAAUAUGUCUCAUGAGGUACUGGAAAACCUCAGCCAUUUGCCAGGAAUGUCACCCUCUAAAUUCAAUCAUAUAUCAUCAAGUAAUGAUGGUGGAUUGAGUCCAACACACCCAGAUAUCCCACAGCAGAAAGUAGCUCCUCCUCCAAAUACUUACACUUCUGUGCCAAUUCCAAUAUCAGCUUCUUGCAGAAACUCUGUCUCACCAGCAAAUUCUCCACUGCAUUCACAUUCCAGUCCUAUAUAUAAUCUUGCAGCUUCACUUCCACCACAGCAGAAUGGUAAUCCAGGAAAUUACGGAAACACUGGUUUCCAAGGCAGAACAUCAGAUUCACCGUCUAUGCCUCAAACUCCUGUUACAGAUCAAACAGGCAGCUCAACUACAGAGCUUGAGAAUAAACAGUUCUCGCUGUUGGAUAUAAAUAACAAAAAAAUACCACCAAUGAUUGUGACCGAAGACUUAACAUCACAAUCGGGAAAAUCACCACUGCCUUCUAUAACUGAGGAGUUCAAAAGUUUUCAACCAUCUGCAUCAUUUCAGCCCCUUCCAGUGGGACACUUUGAGGUUUUGAAAACUCAAGAUCUAACCAAAAAGGAUUCUCAACUAACAAAAGAAGGUGAUCCUAAAACAAAAGAUCAGUUGGUUCCAGGCAACUGUACCACUUUGCAUUCAACAAUGACACCAAAGGAUUCAGUGUUGGAUGUUGGAUUAGGUGUUGCAUUGGGAAAUCAUCAAGACAGCGACAACAGCAACUUAGUGGCUUUGCCAGUUUCACCUAUCCAGUUGGUGCAGCCUUCCCUAGACAUUCCUGAUGCUGCUGCAGACAGUCAUACACCAGAGAGUAACAAAGUAGUGGCCAAUUCAGGAGAUGAUAAACGAAACAGUGAUUCCAAGUUAUCAGAUGAGCACAACUAUUCAGUCCCAGUGCCUGGACGGAUUCAGCAUUCACGAACUUCAAUCUAUAUCAGCAGUGAUGACUCUGAAACUGAUGAUGAUGAGAUAUUUGAAGAGUUGCAAACUCUGAGAGAAAAGCACAUGGCAGAGGUUCAGAGACUGCAGGCAAUGCAGAAGAAGGAGAUUGAGCAGCUCUAUGAAAAGAUGGGCAAAGUGCCUCCCGCUGGAAUAGUAUCACCAGCUGCAAUCCUGAAUGGAAGGCAAAGGCGUUUGUCUAAGGGCAAUUUUAACCAAUCCCGUCGUAAUAGCCUGCAACGACUUGAACCUUUACAACAACCAGGCUUCAGCAGAAGGAAUUCCUUAACUGGCAUCUGCAGCUCACAAGAUCAACGCCAAAUGCAGUCCACCAUUGGUGGGGGUUACUUUUCCUAAUAGCUUCUAAAUGGUGAUAGACAGCCUUCAGAAGCUAAGGCUUUGCGUAAUAAAUUUAAAGUAAAUGGAGCAGAGAAAUAGUUAUGGUUCUGACUGCAACAUACAUCUGGCACUAUGAUACUUCAAGUGCUUAAACUGCAGAAAUCACCAGUUGUCAGUAGCUUUGAGUACAGUUAAUGCCAUUAUUAAUUUGGACAUGGACUGCUAUGUGAUGCAAUUAGUUAACAGUCAGCUUUCUUAUAUAAAAGGCCUUUUGUUUUAUAUGAACAUAAUAACCUUAAACAGAUGUUCAGAAGAGAACAUGGAUGAUCCUAGUCAUAAAUCCUCUUCCAUUGUCAUUAAAGAUCUUGAAAUAUAUUGCUUUUGACUUUUCAUUCUAAGCACUAAUAUAAUUUUUAGAAAUACUAAGGAAUCAGAACUGUUUAAAAAAUUAUUUUUCCUUACUACAGAAUUUUUCAUUAAAAUAUACUAUUCUUGGUAAUGUGUCUAAGAAAAUCUGAUCAAAUCAGAUUUAAAACCAAAUAUAAAAAAAAAGAGCAGGUAAUAAUUUUUGCCUUAAUUUUAGAGGAAGUUUGUUAACCUUGUAAACAAUGGAAAGGCAAUUCCAAGACAAUAAGAAUACUUGAUGCUAAGCAGCCAAAUCAUUUUUAUAUUUUUGUGUUAAAGUAUGUUCUUCCACUGUCACAAACUGCAAGGACUGAAUUUAUUGACUUUGAUUGUCUGUAUAUAUGUGUAUAUAAAAUGUACAUUUUAAGCAAUAAAUUAUACAAAGAUUAUAUUGAUAAUUAGAUUCCUAAUUUUAAAAUAAGCUGUAUAAGUAACUUUAACAAAUGGAAGAUUUAGAUACAUUUAUUAUUCCUUUUUCUUUGUAAUAGACAUUAUAUUUGCUUAUAUUAAACACAAGGGUGUCACUUCAUCAGAGAAGUUUGCUCAUUUUGUAAAAUAUUUUGCGUAUUUGAGUUGCAAAACUGACUUUGGUGUAAAUGUGUAUCUGCAAGGAACGGAGAUUCUGUAUUUAGAGACAAUUGUUGGUUAUCUCAAGAAAGUUGAUCUUAUAUAAAUCCUUAUGAUUCAAAUCAUUGUGUACAUUCACACCUUGUAAUAAGAUGCUAGAUAAAUUAUUUCACACUUCAUGGAAAUAGAAUUUUAUAUAAAUUGUGUUGUAAUGUCUUUUGAAGUACAAGGUCAUUUUCACAAACCUACAGAACAUUGAACUUGGUAUCUCUAUAGCAUCGAAGCCAAGCCACAUCUUUAUUUUAGGUUAGCCUUAUUUUAAUAUCUCACAUUUGGGAAAGCCAAACAAAUUGGAAAUGUUAAUACAUGUUUUAAUACCAAGAUCUUGAAAUCACAGGAUCAGAACAGUUAGGGCAUCUGGAAUACAAGAGUGACACAAAACUCCUUGCAAACUUGGAUUGGUGAUGUAAAACAAUAAGGACUUAAUUUCACUGCUGGUUUACAAAAAGGCAUUUAAACUUGAGGUUUGCCUUCGAUUUCUAAAAUAUCAGUUUCAGCAGCCUGGUAUAGACAAUUCUCUGAGGUAAUACUUGUAUGAGAUUAAAAUAUUACUGUAACACCACAGUCAACUACGCCAAGAGAGUGGGCAAAGGAUGAAAUUGAACUGUGUGGUAGAGAUAGGAUUGUGUAUCAGAGUGAUGCCACAGAGGGAACUUCCCUCCUCCAUAGGGCGCAGCAAAGUUAUAAAAAACCUUCUUUAUAAAUGUUAUUGCUACACCAGUUGAAAUGAAAUCUCCCUAAUCACCUAAGUCCCAAUAUUAGUGAAUUGUUACUUCAGCCAAAAUUAAAUGAUGAAAUCAAAUAAUUAUUUUUCCUACAUUUGGUUUAAAAUUUCCACAAAGGUUCUUUUCAAACUUAAAGUUCAAGGCUAAAAUGUUAUAUUUUUCUGAUAAGCAUUAGUUGAACAAUGUCAUUUAAGUCACAAGUCUGUAUCUGUACAAAUGUGAAUUGGCCUAAAAUCUACAAAGGAUCUGAAUAUGUCCUCACAUGUAUGUCUAAAGCUAAGCAAUAAAUUGUCUGAAUUACUGGUAAAAAGUUAUUUUCUUUAUUUCCUGUUUUAAAGCUAUUUGGAUUUCUAAAAUGAAGAACACAUUCAACACCUUAAUGUUAUUGUGAAAUUUUAGUUUAUUCUGAUUGUAAAAUUGCAAAUUAUUCAUCUUCUACAUCAAAAUGUUAAAAGGAGUAGCAUGCCACUUCAUUGUCUUAGUGAUAUUAUGAUCCUGCUGGGUUGGCUAUGAAAAGAUUGAGCUGUGUCAUUGCCUCCGUUUUGGAAUAUCAGAGGAAGAAAUUGGCCAUUUAAAAAGUCUAUGUUAUGAGAAAGUGAGAAAAGACUUAUUAAUGCUAUAUUGCUGAUCUGUAAUACAAUUCCCAUUUAUCUUUAAAUAUGUUAUUUUUCUAUGUGACUGGUUAGAGUUUGUUUGAAAGUUGGAGAUACUAUUACACAAUAUACAAGUCUCUGAUGCCCAUAUCCUAACUCUCAUCAAGUUCUAUUCACCCAUCAUGGUAAUCCUUGCUGGCCAACUUUGAUUACUGGGCUUACUGUCCCCUCCUUUCACCCCUUCCCCUGUAUCUUAAAAUGUUUUUUUUUAAUUCCAAUUCAAGGUAAUUGUCUUGAAUUAUUAAAUUUCGCUCUCUCUCUCUGAAGGUGCUGCCUGACUUGCUGAGUAUUUCCAGUGUUUUAUUAUUAAAGUACUGAUAUCCUGAAAUUAUUUGCCAUCUCAAAUGUUUAUUAAUCCAUUUAUAGGUUUGUAUUUAAAAGGCACAAAUAACCUUCAGCAACAUGAAAUAUGUACACAAGUGUAAUUAUGAAAUUUUAAAUGUCACGCAUUUACAUUACUGAUGAAAGAGGAGUAUUUUCAGAGCAGUCAUCCACAAACAUAAGCAUCCACCAAACAAUCAGCAGCUAUUUCUUCAAUGUGUAUAGGUGUUCCAGUUACCUAUUACGUGUAUUAAUCAAACUCCAUGGAGCAUUUCCUGAUUCCAUUCUUAAUUGCGUCUUUCAUUUACUUAAGGCUUCUUACUAUCUUAUACAUCCUUGUGAGGCCCAUCUUUAACUCAUUUCAAGUUCAAAAGCAUGUUUUGCCAUCUUUUCCUGAUAUGAAGGAUCAAGCUUUUUAUCUCCAUCUCAAAUAUAUUAAUAUCUUCACUUCUCAUAAACCAGAAAUAUAUAUAGAACCUAGGACGUGGUCUGCUUUUUUUUUGAAAAGGUGGCAAUAGAAACAAACUCAUCACUUCAGGUCAAUGACCUUUCAUUAGAAAGAUCUGAGUAUAACUAUGGCUCCCUUUAACUUAAAGCUAAGAACUUUUAAGUUUUCAGACUUCAAAUAAAAAAAGUUGCAAUGGAAUGAUUAAAUUUCAGUUAAAUAUCCUAUCAUUAAGUGUGAAGA
Molecule: messenger RNA, 8484 nt
Organism: Pristis pectinata (smalltooth sawfish)
Lineage: Eukaryota; Metazoa; Chordata; Chondrichthyes; Rhinopristiformes; Pristidae
Gene: wnk4a
Product: WNK lysine deficient protein kinase 4a
Exons: 19
Biological process (GO): protein phosphorylation; renal sodium ion absorption; positive regulation of sodium ion transmembrane transporter activity
Cellular component (GO): cytoplasm; cytosol
Molecular function (GO): protein serine/threonine kinase activity; chloride channel inhibitor activity; potassium channel inhibitor activity
Source: RefSeq, a predicted model, not a curated record